Molecule: messenger RNA, 1907 nt
Organism: Myotis myotis
Lineage: Eukaryota; Metazoa; Chordata; Mammalia; Chiroptera; Vespertilionidae
Gene: ANXA2R
Product: annexin A2 receptor
Exons: 1
Coding region: 1170-1772 (200 amino acids)
Molecular function (GO): signaling receptor activity
Source: RefSeq, a predicted model, not a curated record
AGCAAUGUUUUACUUUGCAUGGACGGAUAGCCCGAAGGCUGAUCUGCCGCCGGGUGUCCGUGCAGAGGAAUUUGUCCAGCAGAAAGGCCGUUCUGCCAUUGGGUGUCAGUGCAGAGGAAUUCCUCCAGCAGAAAUCCGAUCUGCCGCCGGGUGUCCGUGCAGCGGUAUUCGUCCAGCAGAAAGGCCGUUCUGCCACCGGGUGUCUGUGCAGUGGAAUUCCUCCAGCAGAAAGGCCGAUUUGAAAAAAGAAAAAGAAAAAAUAGAAAGGCCGAUCUGCCAUUGGGUGUCAGUGCAGAGGAAUUUGUCCAGUAGAAAGGCCGAUUGGCGCCGGGUGUGCGAGCAGCAUUAUUCAUCCAGCAGAAAAGCUGAUCUGCCGCCAGAUGUGCGUGCAGCGUUACUCAUCCAGCAGAAAGGCCGAUCUGCCGUUGGGUGUCAGUGCAGAGGAAUUCCUCCAGCAGAAAUCCGAUCUGCCGCCGGGUGUCCGCGCAGCGGUAUUCGUCCAGCGGAAAGGCCGAUCUGCUGUUGGGUGUCAGUACAGAGGAAUUCCUCCAGCACAAAGGCCGAUCUGCCGCUGCAUGUGCGUGCAGCGUUAUUCGUCCAGCAGUCCGUGCAGCGGUAUUCGUCCAACAGAAAGGCCGAUCUGCCACCUGGUGUCUGUGCAGAGGAAUUUGUCCAGCAGAACGGCCCACGUUCCGCCCGGUGUCCGUGCAGCGGUAUUGGGAUGUCCGUGCAGCGGUAUUGGGGUGUCCGUGCAGCGGUAUUGGGAUGUCCGUGCAGCGGUAUUGGGGUGUCCGUGCAGCGGUAUUGGGAUGUCCGUGCAGCGGUAUUCGGAUGUCCUGCAGCGGUAUUGGGUUGUCCGUGCAGCGGUAUUGGGAUGUCCGUGCAGCGGCAUUCGUAUCGCAGAAAGGUCGAUCUGCCACAGGGUGUCAGUGCAGAGGAAUUGGUCCAGUAUGAAGGCUGAUAUACCCCCGGGUGUCGGUGCACUGGGGGCGGGGAGGGUCGGGUCUUACUGUGUAUUGAAUGACUCGAUGGAGUGUUUAGUUGAAAUUUAGGGCUCGAACACGAUUAAGUAAUUGGUUUAGGCACCCGCCCCCUCCCCCCCGGGAGAGCAUAAAUAUCCAGGCUGCAGGCAGCACCCAAGGCUUUGCCUCUGCAUCAGCUCCAGGCUCAUGUCCUCCUGCCCCAAGAUCUCUGCGAUGGAGCCGCACUUUCUCCUGGACCACGACGUGCUGCGGCAGGCUUGGGAUUCCGCAGACCGGGCUCCAGAGCGCCAUCCUCCGUGGUCCCCGAUCUCCCCAGACCCGCUACCUCCUGUCCUCGUGCCGCUGGCAGAGUCCUCAAGCCACCACAGCGAUGACCACCAGCCACUGCUCUCCAGUCCUUGUUGGCAGCUGCCCUCGGUCCUCCUGCGAUACCGAGCACUCUUAGCUGAGGCCCAGAGCCCCUCGGAAGAGAGCCCGGUGCAGCCCGGUGCAGGCCUCUUGCCAGGAUUCGUGCCGAUGCCAGGAGUACCCGCAGGAGCGCCUGAGCCCACAGAGCACACGUUGGGGCAGCUUCCGGUGGCCCUGCGGCCCAACGCCCAUGCUGGAGAGGGACCAGUGGACACGGAGGCCUGGGACCACUUGCAGCCUUCAGUGUGCAGCCCAGCUCCGGGCCCCACCGGCUGGCGCCUGCACCUGCUCUGCUCGGGCUGCCUGCAGUGCAUCCUUCGUGCUCUCUCCUCUUUGAGCCGCUGGGCUGCUGACCGCUGGGCGACAGUCCUGGACACUUAGGAGCCCGAGGCGGUGGCAGGAGGGCGCCGACUGUGGACAUGAGUCCUGAAUCAAAUGGAAGUCUCUUUUAAUAUUAAAUAUUUUGUCCAGACCACGGAGUUCUGCUUAAUUUAUAUAAGUACUCAGUCUUUUUAG